Fukomys damarensis (Damara mole-rat) is the source of this 912-nucleotide messenger RNA. RefSeq names its product olfactory receptor 4A47. NCBI's taxonomy places the organism in Eukaryota, Metazoa, Chordata, Mammalia, Rodentia, Bathyergidae. Bases 1 to 912 code for a protein of 303 amino acids. Gene Ontology annotation, cellular component: membrane. The transcript has a single exon. The record is from RefSeq and is a predicted model, not a curated record. Gene Ontology annotation, molecular function: G protein-coupled receptor activity; olfactory receptor activity. Gene Ontology annotation, biological process: G protein-coupled receptor signaling pathway.
AUGGAACAAAGGAACAAUGUCACUGAGUUCAUGCUCUUGGGGCUCACUCAGAGCCUCCAGGGCCAGAAAAUACUGUUUGCAUUAUUCUUGCUGGUCUACAUGGUGACCAUGGCAGGCAACCUACUCAUUGUCGUGACUGUGGUGCUCAGCCCAGCCUUGGAUUCUCCAAUGUACUUCUUUCUUGGCUACUUAUCAUUUAUGGAUGUGGCUUAUUCCAACACAGCUACUCCAAAUUUGCUGAUAGACCUACUCCGUGUCAAGAAAACCACUUCCUUCCAAGCAUGUAUGACUCGGCUGUUUUCAGAGCACUUUUUCGGUGGUGCUGAGAUAAUACUCUUGGUGGUCAUGGCCUAUGACCGCUUUGUGGCGAUCUGCAAACCCCUUCAUUAUCUGACCAUCAUGAACCACCACUUGUGUGCUCUGCUAUUGCUGCUGGCCUGGGUUGGGGGUUUUGUGCACACUAUACUGCACAUUCUGUUUGUUUAUAAUCUUCCCUUCUGUGGCCCCAAUGUCACUGACCACUUCAUUUGUGACAUGUACCCCUUAUUAAAGCUCGUAUGUGCAGACACCUAUGUUAUUGGCCUCACAGUUCUGGCCAAUGAUGGGGCCAUCUGUACAGUCAUCUUUGCUCUCUUAUUAAUCUCCUAUGCAGUCAUUCUGCACUCGCUGAAAAACCUGAGUCAGGAAGGGAGGCACAAGGCCUUGUCCACCUGUGGCUCCCACAUUACAGUUGUGGUCUUCUUCUUUGUUCCUUGCAUUGCUCUUUUUGUGAGAUCUCCAUUCGCCUUGCCCACUGAUAAGUACUUAGCUGUGUUUUGCACUGUAAUCACUCCCAUGCUGAACCCCCUCGUCUAUACUCUGAGAAAUGCAGAGAUGAAAAAUGCCAUGAAGAAGCUCUGGACUAGAAAGUAA